This is a messenger RNA of Epinephelus lanceolatus (giant grouper), 737 nucleotides long. The record is from RefSeq and is a predicted model, not a curated record. Lineage: Eukaryota; Metazoa; Chordata; Actinopteri; Perciformes; Serranidae.
UCGAUUUAUACCGUGAUAUGAAUUUUAGGUCAUACCGCCCAGCCCUAAGCGUGUGUGAUUUCUGUUUUUGUUCUUUUAUUCUAAAUUUAACUACAAUGUCAGUAGUUCUUCUUUAUAUGUACUUUUUCCAUGUAGCUGGUGAGUCUGGGGAUAAAGAUACUCAUGCUGGUGCAGGCCCGCAGUCUCAUUUCAUCGGGUCACCUCAGUAUCGGUAGUCUCGUUUCAUUCUUCUUGUACCAGAAGCCCAUGUCAAACAACCUAAGGGAGAUUAUGUAUUGCUACGGAGAUACUUGGUCCACAGUCGGCGUCAUUUCCAAAGUGUUCAGUUACCUUGACAGAACACCAAAGUGUAAGGCGCUGGGACAGUUGGCUCCUGAGAAACUGAAGGGAAGCGUUGUUUUCCAAAAUGUCACCUUCACGUAUCCCUCAGCGUCUGAGGAUAAACCAGCUCAGCCGGCUCUAAAGUCCGUCUCUCUGGAGCUUCAGCCGGGGAAGAUGACGGCCCUGGUGGGUCCCUCCGGCAGUGGGAAGACUUCCUGUGUCAGCCUGCUGAAGAGGCUGUAUGAACCUCAGGACGGAGAGAUCCUGCUGGAUGGAGAACCGCUGCACCACUACAAACACAAAUACCUCCAUCAGAAGGUACAGUCGGCUCAGAGCGCUCAAAUCUCUGCAAUGAAAACAUCAUUGAGCAGUGCUCACUCUGUCUGUUCUUAGGUGGUGGUGUUCUUUGGUGUUGU